AGUGAGGUAGGAAGGGGUCGCUCUAGAGUUCGGCUUGAUCGCAGACGUCAAACGUAAAAUGUUAUUUUCAAUAACUUGAUAUUUACGAUCGUUGAAACAUUUUAAAUGAGUAGACAUUUAAUAAAAAAGGAUGACACCAUAGUUUUUCUUAACUUUAUGGUACCUUCUCGAAAGAUAGAUAAAUUUUGUCAAAAUGUCGGACAAAAGUGAAGAAACGUUUUGUGAAAAAAUGCGGAAAGCUACAAAAAAGGUUCAUACAAUCAGUGACGCUUUGGUGAAUACAAAAUUAGCCUUUGGAUUUCUCGAUGAUUCUAUAUGGGCUGAUGGUCUUUUGGUGUUUUAUGAAAUUUUCCGAUACUUGGAAGGUGCUAUGUUUAGAUUGAGCAAUACCAAAAUAGGAUUAUUUCCGCUUGAAAAAAUUCAACGUACGAAAGCUUUCGAACGUGACCUUGAUUUUUAUUUAGGAAAAGGAUGGAUGAAAAACUACACUCCUAGGGACAGUGUUAUCAAAUAUCUGAUGCGUUUAAGGGAAAUAGAAGAUACUGAUCCUACAUUACUGGCAGCAUACAUUUAUCAUCUGUAUAUGGGUCUUCUUAGCGGAGGGAUCAUUUUACGUAAAAAAAGACUACUUAUGAAAAAAAUUUUACCGUUCAAAGAUAUUCAGACGGACGGUAAUAAUAUUACAGAUUUUGAAAGUAACAGUAUCUUUGAACUUAAACGAAAUAUGCGCGAUACAAUGAACAAGAUUGCAGAAAUGUUGGAUGAAGAUACAAAAAGUAAACUUCUUGAAGAAAGUAAAAUAGUUUUUGCAUUAAAUAAUGAAAUUAUCAAAAGUGUGCGUGGUACUGGUAGUAUACUUUCUAGAAAAAUACUUUGUUUUACUACUGUUUCUGUGUUAAUUCUCGUCGUCUUCCUUGUUCUCUUCAAGUAAUAAACAAUAUUAAAUCUAUUUUUCAAAGCUAUGUACAUAGAAAUUUUUGACAACUGUAUUAUGUAAAAAAUUUUUUCCCAAAUACAGUAGCGCCCACUUAAGUGUUCGCGGUUAUCCCCACCAAUUCUUGGAAGCCGCUUGUUAUCGAUACAUUGUAUAUAUUAUGAUUUCGAGUGCCAGCUAUUGUAUCUCACUCGCACUUAUCCUCUUUUCUAAUCUCCGUUGAAUUCUGAGAAGCCAAACGAGCGCGGGCAAUUAAAUGGGCACUACUGUAUGUGCACAUGAACACGCUCAAGCAGAGAAUCAGAUAUUCACACUCUAUGUGUAAAAUAAGCUGUUUCUAUAUUGCUCACAAAUGUGAUUAUUGCUACGUAAAAAUUUUUUGUUAGAUAAAAAAUAAGUAAAACUUGUAAAAUAGAAAUAUGUGUAAUGUUAUGUAUGCUUCAAUAAUUUUUUGAUGGUUGUAAACAAAUUAUUGUAUCGUUUGUAUGGUAUAUAAUCUGUACACGUGUUACUUUCAAUUUUACUUAAUUAACGGACGCUUUCGUUGCCGUGUUUAAACUGCACAACCGUGAACGUGUGAUUAAAA
Colletes gigas is the source of this 1520-nucleotide messenger RNA. It is a transcript of the gene Ho, whose product is annotated as heme oxygenase 1. Gene Ontology annotation, biological process: heme oxidation. The record is from RefSeq and is a predicted model, not a curated record. NCBI's taxonomy places the organism in Eukaryota, Metazoa, Arthropoda, Insecta, Hymenoptera, Colletidae. Bases 194 to 931 code for a protein of 245 amino acids. The transcript has 3 exons. Gene Ontology annotation, molecular function: heme oxygenase (decyclizing) activity.